This is a messenger RNA of Octopus bimaculoides (California two-spot octopus), 861 nucleotides long. Its product is annotated as large ribosomal subunit protein eL15. Gene Ontology annotation, cellular component: ribosome; cytosolic large ribosomal subunit. Gene Ontology annotation, biological process: cytoplasmic translation. Gene Ontology annotation, molecular function: RNA binding; structural constituent of ribosome. The record is from RefSeq and is a predicted model, not a curated record. NCBI's taxonomy places the organism in Eukaryota, Metazoa, Mollusca, Cephalopoda, Octopoda, Octopodidae.
CUAUUUGAUCUUACACCGUAUAUAAACAUAAUAAUAAUCAAACUACCGUUUACCCAUAAUCCUUUCUUGUGAAGAAAUUUCUCUCUUUCCGGUAGUGUCUCCAUUAAGAUAGCCAGUCAAAAUGGGUGCCUACAAAUAUAUACAGAUGAUCUAUCGCAAAAAGCAAAGCGAUGUCAUGAGAUUUCUGCUCCGUGUUCGCUGCUGGCAGUAUCGCCAGUUGAAUGUGCUUCACCGAGCACCAAGACCAUCUAGACCAGAAAAGGCCAGACGCCUUGGCUACAAGUCUAAACAAGGCUACGUUAUCUAUAGGAUCCGUAUACGCCGUGGUGGACGUAAACGACCUGUACCAAAAGGUGCCACUUAUGGUAAACCCAAGACUCAUGGUGUCAAUCAACUGAAGUUUGCCAGGUGUCUGAGAGCUGUUGCUGAGGACAAGGUUGGUCGCCGUUGUAAAUCUCUGCGAGUACUUAACUCAUACUGGGUUGCUGAAGAUUCAACAUUCAAAUUCUUUGAAGUGAUCCUGGUUGACCCAUUUCACAAAGCUAUUCGCCGUGAUCCCAAGAUAAAUUGGAUUUGUAAUGCUGUGCACAAGCACAGAGAGAUGAGAGGUUUGACAGCUGCUGGUCGCUCUUCCAGAGGUCUUGGAAAAGGUCACGGAUUCCACAAGACCAUUGGUGGCUCCCGUCACGCUUCCUGGAAACGCAGGCAAAUCCUUUCUCUGCGAAGAAAGCGAUAAACCUAAUGUACUUUCAAAUAUAUUUUACAAACGGGGUCAGUUUGUUGUGUUUUUUCUUUCUGCAAUCUGCUUCUGUUUGGUUCUAAGUGAGAAGAGGAAGGAAUAAAUGGUCUUCAUUCUGUUGA